Aspergillus pseudoviridinutans is the source of this 780-nucleotide messenger RNA. RefSeq names its product ferritin-like domain-containing protein. NCBI's taxonomy places the organism in Eukaryota, Fungi, Ascomycota, Eurotiomycetes, Eurotiales, Aspergillaceae. The coding region runs from base 1 to 780 and encodes 259 amino acids. The record is from RefSeq and is a predicted model, not a curated record. The transcript has a single exon.
AUGCGUAUCCUCCCGACAUUGAGCGCCCUCAUGCUGGCCGGCGCGGCCACCACCGCCGCCCAAAACAACAGCUUCUGCACCCCCUCGUCUGGCGACGUCCAGGUAGCCCAGUAUGUCUGGGCCCUCGAAUGGUUCGUCCAGCAAUACUACGCCUCCGUCCCGGUCAACCAGACCUUCCUCAGCUCGGCGCUGAACAGCUCCAACGCAAACUACGUCUCCAACCUGCAGGGCAUCGACCAGCAGAACCGCCUCGGCGUCCGCGCCGCGCAGCAACUUGGCAAGAGAACCAGCAACUUCACCGCACCAGGCUGCAACUUCACCUUCCCCGCCGCAAACAGCAGCGAGGUCUUCCUCACCACCGCCCAGGCGUACGAGUCCAACGUCUCCGCCGCCCUCGUCGGGCUCGCGGGCUACACCCAGGCCCCCGAGGUCUCCUUCCUGAUCGCCCGUCUGGCCGCCCAGCACGCCGGUCACGCCGCAUACCUAGCGACCACCCAGGAGGCCGUCGUCUUCGAGAGCAAUGUUACUUCGCUGGUGCGCGCCUACGACCCCAACUACGUGCUCUCCAACGGCACCCAACCCGGCCAGCUUGGCCGCUUCUUCAAGGGAUGCGUCUCGGCGCCUCAGCCCCCCUGCGGUAAUCUUACCAUCGGGCCAUUGAUUGCUACCCCUGGUAGCAACUCCUCGUCGAGCUCGGGAUCUUCCUCGUCGACCGCCUCGUCUAGCUCCGCUUCUGGUACUGCCACUAUUAUGGGGUCUAGCAGGAGAAACUUCUGGUAA